UCUAUAUAAAAUAUUAAUAAAAUUGUAAUUUGAUGUCCUAAUAUGAUCUUAUCUUCCCUCAUUUUAUUUAUAUUCGGGAACAUGUUAAUUUUUACGUGUUUUCAAAGCAUGCUUUAUUCAUUUUUGUGUAAAUAACGAUUUCUGUUUCACGCGGGAUUGAUACCUGCAUAUGACGCACUUACCGAAAAUCUGGCAAUCCGGGCGCCAUUGAUAUCCGUUCUAUUUUAAUGGUGCCACUUUAUUUUAAUGCAAAGUUUCCAAAGAAUGUUCUGUUGCCCAUCGGAAGGUAAAAAUUUGAUGUGAUAUCUUAGAUGGAUCAUUCAAUUUUAAAGGAAUGCAAAUGUUGCAGGGUGCAUUUUCUCUCAUCCAAAAUUUCGUGACAAUAAAAGACAGGAUGAUAAUUCAAGUUCAUUCCUUGUAACUUCAAGAAAAGAAAUAUAAGAGAAUUGCAGAACAGCAUCUUAUUAAUUAUAGUAUAAUCUAAAAUGGAUCCUAGCAACAUGACAUAUGAAAUGCAGCAAGAGAGACCGCAUGGUUGUGAGAUUUGCGGUAAAAGGUUUAAAAAAGGUAACCAACUUAGACAACAUUUAAUUAUUCACAAACCACCAGAUAAACGACCUUACAGCUGCUAUAUCUGUGAAAGAACUUUCAAUAGAUCUCAUCAUCUAAAGCUUCAUGUGAUUGCCCAUACUAAACAAAGUCCUUAUCGUUGUGAAAUCUGUGGCAGGGGGUGCAACCAGAUGAGUAAUCUAAGACGUCAUUUACAAACUCACGAGUCAGAAAGAAAUCAUGCCUGUGAAUAUUGUGGUAAAACCUAUGUAGAAGAAACUACUCUUCAAAAACAUUUAUUAAAACACACUCAAAAGAGUGUAUACCAGUGCGAUUCGUGUGAUAAAACUUUUUACAAAGCUGGAAAUUUAGAAAAACAUGCCUUAGUUCAUAAUACUGAUCGGCCUUAUAUGUGUACAAUAUGUAAUAAAGGCUUUGUUAGAGAAAGUAGUUUAAAGCAGCAUCUGGCUACACAUACUGAAGAUGACCCACACAGUUGUGAUGUGUGUGGACGACGGUUUAGACGCCUGGGUAAUUUUGAAAAUCAUUUGAUUACACAUACUGGGUAUACACCUCAUGUUUGUGAUAUCUGUGGAAAAAAAUUUCUUCAAGUUGGAAGUUACCGGCGUCAUUUGCGUUCACAUAAUGAGGGUUUGAAAGAAGCAACUCGAAUUAAUCUUGAAGGGAGAAAUGAUACAACAAUGUAUUUAUUGCAAGAUGAUGUUGAUGAUGGAUUGGAAGAUGAUGAGGACGAUGGUUCUAACAUAAUGGCACCUGAAAUUUCCAUCAGAGAAUAUGAUAGUGAAAAUAUGAUAUUAAAUACUAUGGAAGGUGAAACUUUAAUGAUUGGUGAGCCCGAUGGUCAAGGGAAUGUUACUGUCAUAGGAUCAGCAUGUUCGAUGGAAGAUAUUCAGAAUUUAGGAGGUGAUGGAAAAGAGUAUUAUUUAAUUGAAGUAAAAGAUUGUACAGAUAAUGGAGAAGUUGAAGCUAAAGUGUUUGAAUAAUAUUAAUAUGAAUUCAUUGCAUUUUGUUUUCAGCAAAAGCAAUUUGUGUAAAAGUAGUUUUGUUUUCUGUAAUAAACUUAAGUUGACUCA
Molecule: messenger RNA, 1643 nt
Organism: Argiope bruennichi
Lineage: Eukaryota; Metazoa; Arthropoda; Arachnida; Araneae; Araneidae
Product: zinc finger protein 596-like
Exons: 3
Coding region: 486-1553 (355 amino acids)
Biological process (GO): regulation of transcription by RNA polymerase II
Cellular component (GO): nucleus
Molecular function (GO): DNA-binding transcription activator activity, RNA polymerase II-specific; RNA polymerase II cis-regulatory region sequence-specific DNA binding
Source: RefSeq, a predicted model, not a curated record